Molecule: messenger RNA, 1248 nt
Organism: Mesocestoides corti
Lineage: Eukaryota; Metazoa; Platyhelminthes; Cestoda; Cyclophyllidea; Mesocestoididae
Source: the annotation of a GenBank genome assembly
AUGAUCCGUCAAACGUUUUUGGUCUUCCUCAAUUUUUCACUUAUUAUUGCUCUGGCUGACGACUUAUUCCGUCGCAAUUUCAAUGCGUCAGACGACCAAUCAGUGGAUAUUAAAGUUAGUCAAGCCCUUAGACUGCCAGGCUCUGCUUCAGCAUUGUUUUAUCAGCGAAGAACACAUGCCCAGCAGGCACCAUCUGGCGCAUCCUCAUCUCCAUUCAUGACAAAGUCCUCCGAAGCGACCGGAGCGGGAGGAAUGGGGCUAUCCCUUUCCAAUCGCAACCACAUAAGCCUAGGGCACUUGACUAAGAAGGAGCCUACCGUCUCACAGCCAGGACUCCAAACUGGCAUUGAUGUACCCCAUCGAUCGAUGCGUGUCAUGGGACAACCAAUCAACCCAAACAUCGUGAGUCACCUUCACCCGGACGUGUCCCCAAGGAAAAUUCAUCGGCUCUGGAAGCUGUUGGGCGGAAAAGAGGAUAAGUAUUGGACCUCUGAGGAACCUCCACGCGUGCUACGCCAACGUGGGGUGUCCGGAAUGAUGUCAGACGCCUCUAAUCCACCGGGCACGAAUUCAGUGGAUAGUAAUCUGAUCCGAAAAGCGAACGCCCUAAAUAUGACCUUCCGUGAUCAGACAGGAGCGCAGUUCUUGUUGCCCGAAACCCAGAUUCAAAUCUUUCGCAAUUGGCUCAUUGAGCAGGCCACCUGUGAGAUGGACUUUAUCUGGAAGGAUCUAGGUUCGCUCUAUUGGCCACGGUGGAUUCGAAUGGGUGUCUGCUUGGCUCGUCUAGGAUCCUCGUGUUCAUGGCCACCUGGGAUGAAAUGUCAGCCAUCAGGUUCAAGAGUGCUGCGUCUUUUGAACUGGAACUGUGAAGACGCUGCCCAGGCGUCGUCUAACUCUCCCCUAAGCAGACAAACUCGAUCCCUGAGGCAGCCAACCAUAAACUUGCGGUACCAUCAGCAGAAUGUCGAUGGUGUUCCCGGUACCCCGAAUUCGAACGAGUACCGCAGGCAGCCAAGGCAGACGUACUUACCCCACGCUAGUCCCAUGUGGAGGUACUACCAACAGCGCAGAUGGAAGGGACGUAGAGAUGUCGCGGGACCAUUGGAUCCCGCGCAACUGGAGGAACAACGCGCUCGGAAGGCCAGACGACUAAUUGAAAAGCUAAGCGUAACGGCAAACGGAUAUCGAUGUUCUUGGCAAGUUCAAAAGUACCUCAUCAGUGACAAAUGCACUUGCUCCUGUGCUUGA